Messenger RNA from Dromiciops gliroides (monito del monte), 4017 nucleotides. RefSeq names its product tyrosine 3-monooxygenase/tryptophan 5-monooxygenase activation protein gamma (gene YWHAG). The record is from RefSeq and is a predicted model, not a curated record. Bases 331 to 1074 code for a protein of 247 amino acids. Gene Ontology annotation, molecular function: protein kinase C binding. Gene Ontology annotation, biological process: signal transduction. The transcript has 2 exons. NCBI's taxonomy places the organism in Eukaryota, Metazoa, Chordata, Mammalia, Microbiotheria, Microbiotheriidae. Gene Ontology annotation, cellular component: cytoplasm.
GUGGGCGUGACCGUAGGGGGUUGUCCUCCCGCGGCACGCGCAGCAGCCGCAGCCGACUCGCGCCGGGUUCCUCCUUUGCAGCACGAGCCUCAGCAGCGGCGGCAGCAGCAGCAGCAGCAGCAACACCAGCAGCAGCAGCACCACCACUACCAGCAGGAGCCGAAGUCUGAGCAGCUUCUGCCGCCGCCGCCGUCCCGCGGACGUGAUUGGUCGGCCUGCCGCCCGGGCUCGAGCCGCCGUCGCCUUCGCCGCGCGCGCCCUCCCCGCCGCCGCCGCCCCAGCCCGCAGCCCCGCAGCCCCGCAGGAGCCGGCCCGAGCCGCCCCGCGAAGAUGGUGGACCGCGAGCAACUGGUGCAGAAAGCCCGGCUGGCCGAGCAGGCGGAGCGCUACGACGACAUGGCCGCGGCCAUGAAGAACGUGACAGAACUGAAUGAACCUCUGUCCAAUGAAGAAAGAAACCUUCUCUCUGUGGCGUAUAAGAAUGUGGUUGGGGCUCGGCGUUCUUCCUGGCGGGUCAUCAGCAGCAUUGAGCAGAAGACAUCUGCUGACGGCAAUGAAAAGAAGAUAGAGAUGGUGCGCGCCUACCGUGAGAAGAUAGAGAAGGAAUUGGAAGCUGUCUGCCAAGAUGUGUUAAGCCUGCUAGACAACUACUUGAUCAAGAACUGCAGCGAGACGCAGUACGAGAGUAAAGUCUUCUACCUGAAGAUGAAGGGGGACUAUUACCGCUACCUGGCUGAAGUGGCCACGGGAGAGAAGAGGGCGACCGUGGUGGAGUCCUCCGAGAAGGCCUAUAGUGAAGCCCAUGAGAUCAGCAAGGAGCACAUGCAGCCCACUCACCCCAUCAGGCUGGGCUUGGCUCUCAACUACUCCGUUUUCUACUAUGAGAUCCAGAAUGCUCCGGAGCAGGCCUGCCAUCUGGCCAAGACCGCCUUUGACGACGCCAUCGCCGAGCUGGACACCCUCAACGAGGAUUCCUACAAGGACUCAACUCUCAUCAUGCAGCUCCUCCGGGACAACCUCACGCUCUGGACCAGUGAUCAGCAAGACGACGACGGUGGAGAAGGCAACAAUUAAGCCUCCUGGUGGACUGGCAGCCGCACGCCGAUGCUACUACUGCAGUCUUUAUUUUUUUCCCACAAGUUGGGGGGGUCGGGUGGGGGAGGGGAAGGGAGGGGGUGACCUUCCCGGGGAGGAACCCACGGCCUAUCUUUGAUUGCCUCUUUGACAUUUUUGCCAAAAUACCACUAGUGGAGAGUCGGGCUGGCUGUGCUGGUGUGUGGGGGCAGCCUCACGCUGGCGAAUGGACUGUUCUGUAGAUUAAUCCGAGUGGAGCUGUCUUUGAUUUAACUUAUUGCUAGUGAUAGGGGUUUAAGAUGAAAAAACAACUUGAAUGGAUCGGCCCUCAUCUGAAUAAGUUCUGUGGUUCCAGUAAGAGUUCUGUUUUUUGUCUUUUUUUUUUUAAUGUUCACGUGCUCAUGUCUUGAGUUGUGGGUGCUGUGUAUAGUUCCUGUGUCGUAGUGGUGUAUCUCCCAUGGUGCACGCUACCCGUCCUGCCAUCGCUUCAAUCCCCACAGUAUGGCGGCUCAUUUCGCCUUAAGACUUAGCCCGCGCUAACUCUUCCGAGACGCCCAUUAGCUUUGCAGUAUUGACACUAAGUUACAGUUUACAGUAUUCUUCUACAUGACAGCCAUACGUGACAUCAAGCCAUCAGUGGUGUCUCUUCAUUUGCUUGGGUGUUUGGCGCCCUGCUCUCCCCCUCUCGAGGAGUCGCAGAGCCGCUUUGCACUGGGGCUCAUGGGUAAAGAACGGGUGCUUGGCAAGUGGCGAUGGGAUUUUGUCCUCUCCUUUUUCUUUUCCACUAUUUACUCCACCCAAAAUUGUGAAACACUUGAAUAGAAGUAGCUUUGGGGAGAGGGAUCGAACACCACAGACAAAAAAUGGAGACAAUUCGGGUCUGCUUGUCAUGUGCUGUGUUGGUGUUUUCUGAGAUGAUGCCACAGCGUCUUCCUCAGGGAUUACACUGCCAAUCCCUUUCCACUUGACUCUCCCCCACUGUACCUUUGGCCCACCACACUCGGUUACCUGUUGGAUUAUACAGAAGCUUGGUGGCCACCCUAAGGAGGCUGGGGCAGGUAUAGUGAGGGAAACUUCAGGUGCUAGAAGCCCAUUUGGUAGAGAAAUCCACCACGGAAGAGCAAGGAUCACAUGGACACGCCCCUGUGAGAUUUAGGGAGCCCUGUAGCCUUCUCCCCCUUAGGAAAAAGAAACUUCACCCCUCCCCCUUCUUCCCUUCAUUCCCCCCCCAAGUUCUUUUAUUUUAGUCAGGGAGAAAAUAAAUGGACCCCAAUCAAGAAUAGAUAAUACUUACUUUUAUUUGACUUAAAGGCUCAUUUUUCUUUGGACUUUUCCAGCUUUUAAAAAAUUCAAGUGUAGGAAGUUGGAGGUUGACUGCCAUUCCCUUCUUAUUUAGUCAGUCGGUCAACAAGCAUUGAUUGAGUGCUUACUAAGUGCCAGGCGCUGUGCCGAAUGCCGGAGAUGGAGCUUGACUUGAUUAGGAUGGAAGGAAGAUGCAGGGCUCUUGCCACCAAUUGGUUUCCAGUAAGUCUUGAGGUCCUUCUCCUUUCGGAGAUGCUGAUCUACAAACAUGAUAAAUCAGUGUCGCUUAUAUGUUACGUUCAGUUUUUGUUUUGUUUUGUUUUUGGUAAAAAUCGCUCUAAUGUGUCUAAAGUCUUAUGGUCACAGAUAUUUUGGCUUUUGUCCCCUCAUUUAAGCAGGAAUAAAUAAUUAAUUGAAUGAAAAAAUAGCUGCCAAAUGCUUCUGCUAAAUUUUGAUAGCAACAUUGACUUUAUAAUCAUGAAACAGGACCCAAAAUGCCAGUGAAAUCAAAAGAAAUCAUUCUCCUAACAUGGAAUAAAGGUAUUCUCUAUAUACCAUCCCACAGUCUCCCCUACAGUGACUCCCUUUAGAAAUUCAUCUCCAGAUCUAGGGGGAAAGCUCCAAUGAAAUGACCCCUACUUGAGAGGACAAAUAGGAAGAACCUGGAGUCCAGAUUAUGCUGUGAGUAGACGGCAUGGAGUGGAUGAGGUUUGAUGGGGUGGGGGUGGGGGGGAAAGGUGGGCUGUGGCUCUUCUUUACUUUAAAGUAAUUUAAAUUCAUGUCCAGACGUGAGCAGUGUUGUCCCUACCUGUAUAAUUUGGAAGCAAUUUACUGGAAUUACAAAACCUAUUUUUUUUUUUUAACUUCAGCUUUGGCUCUGGCUGCUUUUAGCAAACCCUUCAGCCCGUGAGCACACAGAGGCUGGGAUGAGUGGGGGUGGGGAUUGGAUUCUUAAGCAGCUUCCUUGGUCUUUCCUCUUUGUUUCUGUUGUUUUUUUUAAGAAAUGCACUUGCCUAUGAUACUGUUUCUCCGGUGAAAUGACUGCUCCUUCAUUACUCUAUCGAUACCAUAUUGUGCAUGCUAGUGUUGUAUUUCUAUACAGUAGCUUGAGAUUUAUUAACUUAUACUGUAGAUGUUAUGUAUUCCUAUGACAAAAAAAAUUAAGUCUUCAAAAAAAUUUUUUAAAGUUUUUUAAUUUAUUUUUUUUCUUUUGGGGGUAAAGUUCGCUCUACCAAAUAGUGAUCGUAACAAAUUGAUCUGUUAUGGAUGUUGCUAUAGUGACAUGCAAUUAUAUCUUAUUUUGUUUCUAAAAAGGAAAACAAAGCAAAAGAAACACCAGUAUUAGCUUUCAUCUUAAUGCCUGGUGUUGGUUGUCACGGUGAAAUUAUAACUAUCACAGUGUAGGAGAACAAUGACUGUGUUCUUGGAAUGAGCCUUCGCGCUUCUUGUCAUGUUGUGCAGUGAACUCUCUUUAAGGUCUAAUCAGUGAUUAUUUUCCAGCUCCGUGUUUCUGUAAGGAAUUCUUUCACACACGGACCAUUCUUAGCAGUUUUCCUCAGUGAUGGAAUAUCAUGAAUGUGAGUCAUUAUGUAGUCGUCAUACAUCGAGCAAAUAAACUUACAGAUCUGACGUCAGUGAGCA